Molecule: messenger RNA, 1183 nt
Organism: Eupeodes corollae
Lineage: Eukaryota; Metazoa; Arthropoda; Insecta; Diptera; Syrphidae
Exons: 6
Coding region: 689-1183 (164 amino acids)
Source: RefSeq, a predicted model, not a curated record
UUAAAAAUCACGUAUUCGCCCACGUGUCCACAGCGGGAAAAUUUAUGUGAGAAAAAAGAAGGAAAGAAAUAGAACAAAAUCCUUUUCGUAGGGAUUUUUUCGUGUUCGUGAAAGUGAACCAAAUAAGUGUGCAUAUCAUGUUUUUGAAUUCUACUUCUUUCUGAUUUAAAAAUUUAUAGUAGGAAAUAAAAAAUUCAUAUCGAAGGGUAGAAAAUAAAUAAUUCAAGAAUUCACGGCAAGUGUCCUUUUUCUGCUUUGCGACCGUGGUAAAGUGGUGUUGUACCUAUUCAGUGAAAGUCUGUUUUGGUGCUUGAAGUAAUAUUAUGUAGAGUGUCUGUUUUAUAACAUAAUAUUUAUAUAAUUCAAUUCAAGCUGCAGAUACUUUUCCAUUUUGCCUUGCGGCAUAUUGGAGUCCCAUCAUCAUCAUCAUAAUUUUUAUCAUCGUCAGCAGUAACAGAAGGAGCACCGAACAAAACAAAAAGGAUAGUAAAUAAUCCGACAAAAAUAAAGAGCACACUACAAAACGUAAAAUUAACUAACAACAGUCAUAGCCACAGACAUAGCCACAGUCACCGCCACCGCCACAAAAUGUCAGCAAACAACCGAUAGAUAGACAAACAAACAAAAAAAGUCAAGAACCAAAAAAUAAGAGAAGGGACAAACUUAAGUGUCUCGAGGCUAUGACAAAAUGAAAACGAAACCCUUUGCGAUAGCAGCCAGUGAGAAAAUGAAAUCCGCAAUUUUGUAUCCCUAUGGUCCGUUAACAGGCACAGGAUGCUGUCGGAUGUUACAUGCGAAACAUUUGGCAGUGACCAGUGCCAUAUACACAUUGAACAUUUCAAUAUUAAUCGUCCUCAUAUAUGCGUGGCGAAUAAGUGUCAAUGUCAGACGAUCCGGCGAAUUAGAGGACGUCUAUUAUGGUGUUCAAAUAGCCUACUUUGCUAUAAUCGGGACCCAGAUGUCAAUGAUAUUCCUCAGCGUUAUGUUGAUGUUUGGCAUUUACAAGGAAAACCCCGGAUUAAUUGUGCCUUGGAUAAUUGGCUUUAUAACUUUUAUGGCAUUAGAAGCUGUAGCUAUGGUAUAUUCCAAUGUCCUGCGGGAUCAUGUAAAUAAAGAUUACUCGACCUGCAUUAUUCUAGAACUGCAAAUUAUGAAGCAAUCGUUUCGCGAGCGUGUUUGGUAG